Paramecium tetraurelia is the source of this 2901-nucleotide messenger RNA. RefSeq lists its product as uncharacterized. Lineage: Eukaryota; Ciliophora; Oligohymenophorea; Peniculida; Parameciidae. Gene Ontology annotation, cellular component: membrane. The record is from RefSeq and is a predicted model, not a curated record. Gene Ontology annotation, biological process: regulation of membrane potential; potassium ion transmembrane transport. The transcript is spliced from 8 exons. Gene Ontology annotation, molecular function: voltage-gated potassium channel activity.
AUGCUCAAAUUAUUUAGAAUAGAAGAGAAAUUAGAUACUGAAAAUCAGGCUCAUUCUGUUAGAUCUCUUUUAAAAAGUUUUGAUUAGGAUCAAGAGGUCAUCCUACGCGAUGUUUAAGAAAAUAAACAAUCUAAACAAAUUGAUCAGAGAAGUAUAAUGAGUCUUCUCCUGGACUCUAAAAACAGGCCUAGUCAGACUUGUAAUAUGGGGCCUAAAAUAAGGGCUAUAAGUUUUCAAAGUAACAAGCCAAUGAUGAAUCUCAAAGAGGACAGCCCAGUGUUUAUAGAUAGUCAUACUGAUCAUGUUGGAUUUAGCAAUAAAAUUUGGAGAACAAAGGCGUUAGAAAUCCUGAUGAUUACUCUGAGAUUCAUAAGUUUUAUUACAAAAUCAAACUUUGCUACCAGUUUUAAAUUAAUCAAUAAAAAUGUCUUUGAAAUAAUAGGCGAUGUAUCAGCUGAUUUUACAUAUUACCUGUUAAAAAACUUCUUUAAAUACGAAAAACCAACAGGAUUUUAAAAAGGAUAACACUUUUUAAAUUAGACCCUCUUAAUUCCAUUACGGAAAACGAAACUGCUUAAGAUAUAUUGUGGAAAUCAGAAAUUAAUAAUGAGACCUGAGUCAUUGGCUUCAAUUUGGUGGAAUAUAUACAUUCUUACCAUCUUGAAUAUUAACGUCCUUUAUGUAUCCAUCAAAAUAGCAUUCAAAUUCGAUGAGCAAUCCUAAGAUGACUUCUAUUAGGCAAGAUAAAUUAUCUUUGAUGUCUUGCCAUCGUAUUCAUUUAUGCUUGAAAUUCUUUUGAAAUUCAAUACAUGCUAUUAUUAUAAGGGAGCAGUAAUUGAAAACCGAUAUCAAAUUGCUAAAAAUUACUUGCGCUCAUCAUUCUUCUUUGACAUAUUUGUAGUGAUCCCUUACUUUAUAAGUUUAAGAUUUGAUUUGUAGUAUUUGGACUUGGUGAUCAUAUUGAAAGUGUUUUAAAUCACUAAAUUUUCCAGAAACCUUUUCGAUAGAUUAGAAUUGACAGCCAUUUAAAUUGUUAUAGUAGAUUUAGUUAAACUAGGAUAUACAAUUUUGGCAGCUGCCCAUUUUUCAGCAUGCAUUUGGUUUUUAGUGGGAUCUACUGGAAAUCCAAAUGAUACAUCUUGGAUCAAAGCUCAGAAUAUUGAAAAUGAAUAAUGGUUUAAUUAAUACCUGCAUUCUUUAUAUUGGAGCAUCAUAACAAUGACUACUAUUGGGUAUGGAGACAUUACACCUCAGAAUUUGAGGGAAAGAGUGUUUGCUGUUGGAAUGGCUUUAUCUGCAGUAGGAGUGUUUGGCUAUUCUAUUGGUAAUAUAAAUUCAAUCUACGCUGAGUGGAGUAGGCAAAGCUUUUAGAUAAGAACUGAUAUGAACAACCUUAAAAAAUUCAUUAGGAUUAAAGGGAUUAAUAAACAUUUAGCUGAGAAGAUCAGAAAAUACUUCGAAUACGUUUGGAGUGAUCAGAUGGAAGAUAAUGAUAGAGAAGUUUACAAAUUUAGUGAAAUGAUUCCAAAAUAAUUGGCUGAAGAGAUGAAAAUUGAUACAAACAUGAAGUUAAUUUAAAAGAAUAGCUUCCUUGUAAACAAUUUUAGUGAGUAAUUCCUAAUAUCCUUAUCUAAAGUGCUGAUAGAAGAGAAAUAUGUGCCAGAAUCUACGAUAUAUCUUUAAAAUGAUCCGAGUAAUUAUCUCUAUAUUUUAUCUAAUGGAAGUCUCUCCUUUUACAUCACAUUGAAUAACAAGCAAUAAACAAUCAAAGUGCUGGAAACAAUCAAAAAUGAAGGAUAAGCUUUUGGUGUUUUAGAAUUCUUUUAGUCAUAGGCCUAUCAGGUGUCUUGUAAAUCAAACUAAUUUUCAUAUGUCUUAAAAAUUGAUAAGUCUCAAUUUAUGGAAAUUAUAUCUUAACAUAAAAAUGAUUAUUAUAAAUACUGUGAAUUAGUUCAAUAGAUCUCAUUUAUGAACUAAUAAGAAUUAGUAGAUGUGACAUGCAGAGCUUGCAAUAAAUCAACACAUAUCAUACUUGAAUGCCCGUAUAUGGUGUGUGGUUACCCAAAUAGAUCCAAAGUAUUGCUGAAUUACAGAAGAAAUGUCCCCUCUGAUAGAGUUAAAUAUGCGAGAAAAUUGGAACGCAAAAUUCAAACUAGAAGAGAAUAAUCAGAUAUCUAAAAUAGUAUCUAUUUGUAUAUGUGCAAAACAUAAAUGUUGAAGGAACAGAUAGAUCAGUAGCAUUAUUCAGCGGAAAGCUAUGAUGAAGGUGCUAGCGUUGUGGAGGAUGGAAAUGAUGAAAUCCUUGAACACACGGAGAAAGCAGAUAAGGAGUUAAAAAGUAAUGCACUAUUAGCUCCAUUAAGAACAUAGAUGACAAAAUAUCAACUGUAGAGGAAAUUGUCAUUCUAAGCUUGCACAGAUGCGUUACAGGAUGAUGAAAUUGUAUUAUCUAUCUUAAAUAAUUUAUAGAGAAAUAGAAUCCUAGAAAUAAUUAAUUAGAUUUAGAAAGCAGAGAGAUCCAAUAAAUAUUAGAGUAGGUUUAAUUAAGGGUCUCAGCAAGUGUAACCGUAUCUUAGAAUCUAGAAUCAUCAAAAUAGUCUUCUGAGCAAUAAGAGUAUCUAGGAUCUUGAUAAGAGGACGGGGGAAUACUAAAGGGGUGAUCAAAAGAAGACGACUAAACAAGUGGCAAUAAAGGUCAAUGAUUUCUCAAUAGGACAGUUAUAUGCUAAUCGUAAUUUGGAUGAAGAUCCAGAAAAAAGGCUUGGUCAAUAUUUGGACAUUUUUGAAGGGUUUGAGAAAGUGAGGAAUUUUGAAUAAUUUUUGAAGCAUAACAAUGCAAAUGAAAUAGCUCGAUUAUAAAAAGUGAAUAAAAUUCAAAGAAAACAUAAAUAAACCAAUUGA